Varanus komodoensis (Komodo dragon) is the source of this 5908-nucleotide messenger RNA. It is a transcript of the gene AMPD2, whose product is annotated as adenosine monophosphate deaminase 2. Lineage: Eukaryota; Metazoa; Chordata; Lepidosauria; Squamata; Varanidae. The record is from RefSeq and is a predicted model, not a curated record. The transcript is spliced from 18 exons. Bases 286 to 2691 code for a protein of 801 amino acids. Gene Ontology annotation, molecular function: AMP deaminase activity. Gene Ontology annotation, biological process: AMP metabolic process; IMP salvage. Gene Ontology annotation, cellular component: cytosol.
UGCCUCGUUCCAGGAACGGGCUUUUCACGUCUGAGCGGCCAGGACCGUGAUUGCUCCGAAGCCGCUUUGCCCACAUCGCGCCCAAGCUUGGACACACUGCUCGACAGAAACGAAGUUCUUCUAGGGUUGAGACCUAGGAGCAGGAAGUGCUUGCGCGAUCCCCCUCCCCGGUUCCCCGGGGGGGCUGCUACCGCCUCCAGCUUCCUUCCAGCAGAUGCAGCUUGGCAGGACCAUUCGCUCCCUCUCCCUUGUUAGUUGCCUUCAGACGUCUCCGCCAGGACCAGCAUGGCUUCAGAGAUCCACGGAGGUCCACGGUCCCGCCAGCUGCAGCCUGCACGUUCCCUUCCAGGGCCUUCUCACUGCCUGAAACAUUUCCCGGUUGACCUGCGCACCUCCAUGGAUGGCAAGUACAAAGAGAUUGCCGAGGAGCUGUUCUCCCGUUCAUUGGCGGAGAGCGAAAUGCGCAGUGCCCCCUAUGAAUUCCCUGAAGACAGUCCCAUUGAACAACUGGAGGAGCGGCGCCAGCGUCUGGAGCGACAGAUCAGUCAGGAUGUGAAACUAGAACCCGACAUUUUACUCAGAGCCAAACAGGACUUCCUGAAAAUUGACAGUGCUGCUGACUUACAGUUGUUUAAGGAGCAGGGUGAGGACCUGGUUGACCACCUCCCCAAAGAGCGAGAUAUCUUUUUAGAGAGGGAGUUUCAACGGGUCACCAUCUCUGGAGAAGAGACAUGUGGGGUGCCUUUCACAGACUUGCUGGAUGCUGCCAAGAGCGUGGUGAAAGCACUGUUCAUUCGGGAGAAGUACAUGGCGCUUUCUCUGCAAAGCUUCUGCAAGACCACAGCCCGCUUCCUGCAGGAACUUUCUGAAAAGCCCUUGGCCCCCCGGAUGUAUGAGGAGAUCCCUGAGACCCCUGUGGCUGCAGAUGCUCCGGUACACCCACCAUUCACAAGCCAACAUCCUUAUGAGAAGUAUGAUCCUGAAUCUAUGCCUGGAGACCUUGGUUUUGGGCUCAAGAUGGUCAAUGGAGUAGUUCACGUAUAUACCAAGCAGGACAUCAUGGACAAGACCACAGAACUGGACUUACCCUAUCCUGACCUGCAGGAGUUUGUGGCUGACAUGAAUGUCCUUAUGGCUCUGAUCAUCAAUGGCCCCAUAAAAUCCUUCUGCUACAGACGGCUGCAGUACCUAAGCUCAAAGUUCCAGAUGCAUGUCCUGCUGAAUGAGAUGAAAGAACUGGCAGCCCAGAAAAGGGUGCCACAUCGUGACUUCUACAAUAUCCGGAAGGUGGACACGCACAUCCAUGCAUCCUCCUGCAUGAAUCAGAAGCAUCUGUUGCGCUUCAUCAAGCGAGCUAUGAAGAAGCACCUGGAAGAGAUUGUCCAUGUAGAGAAGGGCAAAGAGCAAACCCUUAAAGAGGUCUUUGAGACCAUGAAUCUUACAGCCUAUGAUCUCAGCGUUGACACGCUCGAUGUCCAUGCGGAUCGUAACACCUUCCAUCGCUUUGACAAGUUCAAUGCCAAAUACAACCCCAUAGGUGAAUCUGUACUGCGAGAGAUUUUCAUCAAAACAGACAACAGAGUCUCAGGAAAAUACUUCGCACAUAUCAUCAAGGAGGUGAUGUCUGACCUAGAAGAGAGCAAGUAUCAGAAUGCAGAAUUGCGACUCUCCAUCUACGGCCGUGCACGGGAUGAGUGGGACAAGCUGGCCAAGUGGGCUGUGACCCACAAGGUGCAUUCCAACAACGUGCGCUGGCUGGUGCAGGUGCCUCGUCUGUUUGAUGUGUACAAGACAAAGAGGCAGCUUGCCAACUUCCAGGAGAUGCUAGAGAACAUUUUCUUACCCCUCUUUGAAGCUACAAUCCAUCCCACCAGCCACCCAGAACUGCAUCUCUUCCUGGAGCACGUCGAUGGCUUUGACAGUGUGGAUGAUGAAUCCAAACCAGAACACCACAUCUUCAACUUGGACAGUCCCUUGCCUGGGAACUGGGUGGAAGAAGACAACCCACCCUAUUCCUACUACCUUUACUACACCUAUGCCAAUAUGGUGGUGCUGAAUCACCUGCGCAGGAAGAGAGGCUUCCAUACUUUCGUGCUACGUCCCCACUGUGGGGAAGCGGGGCCCAUCCAUCACCUUGUCUCAGCUUUCAUGCUGUCAGAGAACAUAUCUCAUGGCCUCCUGCUCCGCAAGGCACCUGUGUUGCAGUACCUCUACUACCUGGCCCAGAUUGGCAUUGCCAUGUCCCCACUGAGUAAUAACAGCCUGUUCUUAAGCUACCACCGUAACCCACUGCCGGAGUACCUCUCCCGGGGCCUCAUGGUCUCCCUGUCCACAGAUGAUCCACUACAGUUCCACUUCACUAAGGAGCCUCUGAUGGAAGAAUACAGCAUCGCCACACAAGUUUGGAAACUCAGCUCCUGCGACAUGUGUGAACUUGCACGCAACAGUGUGCUCAUGAGCGGCUUCAGCCACAAGGUCAAGAGCUACUGGCUUGGACCGCACUACCUGAAGGAGGGGCCCGAGGGCAAUGACAUCCGGCGUACUAAUGUGCCAGACAUCCGAGUGGCCUACCGUUACGAGACUCUUUCCCAGGAGCUGACCCUCAUCACGCAGGCUGUGCAGACAGAGGAACUGGAGACCAUCCAGGAGGAAGACCCGCUGACCAUGAGCUCCAGCCUGGAUGCUCGCUGAAAAAGGCCGUUCACACGCUCCCAUUUUGCCCUGGUUCCAUGAGCAUGAAGAGAUCUUGGCCACCCCCCUGCAUCCUGGACCUUUUUAAUCUCCGGUCGUGUGUGUGUUUUUGUUCCGCAGCACAGUUACCUUUUGUAUUUUCUGGAAAGGCAUUAAUGUUUUGUUUGCACUUGGUAAGCUGCUGAGGCAUUUUGGGGUGGCAAAACCCCUGCUGGGGUCCAAAAUGACGUCUAGGAAGGGGAGGAAGCCUCCUGCAAAUCAGACUGGGAAGCUGCCAGUAUUGUUUGUGGAGCAGAACUCACUGCAGAAGCUGAAGAGCUGGGCACAGGCCUGUGGCAGGGCAUUGCUGAGGACUUUGGAAAAUUCAGCAUGGGAAUCCAUCUGCAGAGGCAAGCAAAUCCGGGGCUUGUGGGGAUGGGUCCUUUUGAUAUCCAGAAUGAGCCGCUGUGUAUUUGGCCCAGCCGUUCUCCAAACCAGGGGCUAAAGUGUGGCAGUGAUGCCUCCCGCCACCCCCAGUUUGUUUUCAUGUUACAUGCUCAACUUAGCUGUUGUUAGCCAUAGUUUUUUCACUGGCCAGCAAAGACCCCUUUCAGCUCCUCCGUUUUUCAUCAACGUAGCAUGUUUUCACAGUCCCUGCUGUGCAAGACCUCCAGCUUUCAGUGUUCGGUCUGGUGUGAAGCAUGGCCCUGGGUUUGCUCUUCUCUUCAAAGCCUUCAGCUAUUAGUUUGCUUGACUCAUGGAAAACCUCAGCCUUUAGGAGAGGGGUGGAUAGCCUGUGGCCCUCCAGCUGUUUUGGCCUACAAGCCCCAGGGGCUGUGCUGGCUAGGACUGAUGGAUGCCAAGCUGUAAGCCAAACCAUCUAGAGGGCCACCAGCCAGUCCUGCCUGCAGCAACUGGUGGAUUACUGUGAAUGAACAGGGAGGAGCGGAGCCUUCAGUCCAGGUCAGACUUAACAGGGAGAGCCCAGUGUGCCAGAUGCUGGCACUUUUAACUUUUGUAUAUCUUUCGUGAACUCUUCUGUCCUUCUCUAUAAUCGUGUAACAGGAGAGAGAGAGUUGCAUGUCUUUAUUGAAGUACCAAGAGGAGGCUAAAGAAGAUGGUUUUGGCACAGGCACAAUAAGGCUGUUAGCGUGAAGGGAGUUCAGAGGAAAUGGACUUGGCCUUAGGGUCAAAAGGGAUAUGAUGCAGAUCUGUGAUCCGUUCUGAUCUAAAACAAAAACACAAGUUUUUUUUUUUUACGGUUGCUUCCAUUUCGAUUAGAUCAGCGGCACUGAGAAGAGAGAUGUACUUGAUGUCACAUGUUCUCCCAAAGCUGCUGUAAGCUCAGGGGUUGGGAAAGCAGGUGCCUGCAUCAGAGUGGUAUCUGUUUCCCUCCUGCAAGGCAUAUGGCGUUGUGUGCGUGCGUGUGGACGGUGUGGCUCAGGCAAAUGGUGCAGAGGGAAGGGUACAGAAACACCAGCACAGCAUCUCCAAUCAAAAUCUGAUGCCUUUUCCCUGGAGCUGCUGCUGUUUGUUUGUUUGUUUGUUUGUUUUCAGUUGGAUCACUCCCAUAUCUGUUUCAGCCACUGUUGUAAUUCCUGAGAUGUGUGCCUGUGGGAAGAUGCGGCCCGCUUUGAUCCAAGGUAGAGCUGUUUUACUCUGGGAUGAAUGUUCAGCUCCCAGCACGGCUUGCCAUGCCUGGGCAGUAACCUCCUUAUCCUCUGUGUUGGAUUGGAAAGGCUGCCUCUUGCCACGCCUGCCCCCUGCAUAAUUCAUAUGUACACAGAUCUUCUUUCUGCAUUUGGCAAGAGGGAAAAGUCACUGAAAGGGCGCUGCUUUCUUACCAGCAGCUCUGGGAACAGGCGGAGGCCUCUUGGGAAGGUGGAUGAUGCAUCUGGAGGAGCCAACCGGCCAUCACGUCUGCCUCCUCCUGAAGCCAUGUGACACAAACUGGAAAUGGCAUGCCAAGAGACAGGACAAGACGGGCCAUGCCUUGCCUUUCCUAGCCAGGGCCCAGGCCCAGGCCCAGGGACACACAUGCCAGGAGGAGCCCCCCAAACAGCCCCAUGACCAGCAGCAGUGCAUGCCCAGGCCUUUGGCUUUAGUCCUGCACAAUGAAAGGCUCACAGCAGUUAGAAGGCUAGCCCUGUGGAGCGCACUCUCUAUAGGAUUCUGGCUAGGGGAAUCACUAACUCCUGGCUUUUGAACCUUGCCUGUAGGCAGGCCACUGUAUAAAAGGUGGGGGGCCUCUUUGGUCCCAUUAGCAGUUUUUGUCCAACUCGUCACAUUUCUUGUCAGCAGGCCAUCCUGGGGAAAGCAGGCAGCCUCCGCUUCGCUCCCUUCAGGCUCUUAGGCAAAUGCUGUACGCUCACCAGAAGCACUGUUGGUGGCUGCCACCUCCUCGGCACUGCACCUGUUUGCUGCUAGGCACACGUGAUCUUGCACUGGAAAGCAGUUUUCUAGGUGUACCACAGCGGCAGAUUCUGAGGCAUGCUUGGGAGGUGGGCAGGGACCUGCCGUGCCCUCCCUCUAGGCCGCUGUGGACCAAAAUCUGAAGUCCCCUUUUGUAGCCAGUGCCUUGCUUUUAGAGUUGUGCAUGGAAUGUGCCAACACUAGGUAGAUUCCCCCUCGUGAUUCUACCUCUGAGACAGGUGUUUGCUGUACUUCACUAUUUGUGAGUGUAUUUGUGAGAGUGCGUACAUGUUGGGGGUGCACACACCCUCUUUGUAUGUCUGGUAUCCCACCUCUGUGACCUGGAAGGGGGAUAUCUUUUUAUCUCAUAACCUCCAUGCUUUUGUUUGGGAUCCUGCCAAGUACCAUGAAAGCCUAUGGCGGAGGUAUCUUGCCUGGUUUUUAAGCAGCAGAGGUGCCUUGCAGAUUAAAACCACAGUGUUUUGGCCCAGAUUGGGGUCAUAUGUGAAGAAAUCUAAUAUCCGGCUGGCUCAGCAAACAGAAUAGGACUGUGGUCUGUCUUGAGAGAGUUCCCUAAUCCCCUUCCGCAGCAAUCUCUGACUUCCCUCCUCCUCGCCAGAACUCGCCUUGCUUCUCUUUGGUACCUAGCAGUUUUGUUGUUGGUCUGAGGUGAACCUCGUAUCCCCCUGGCAAUCACUGCAUCCUCUUUAUUCUGAUAUUUCUGUGUAGUUUGGGUGAUCUCUAUGCUUGUCUGUGCUGAAAUGUGUGUUAGAAAUCCUAUCAAACAUGAGCAUGAUCCAAUAUUAAAAAUUAUUUAAGUAAACCA